GCUCGUUGUUGCGGUCGGACCGGGACUUUUUUUUGUCUUUAUCCUCGGUGCGCUCUGCUCUCGUGCGCUCCUGGACGCGGAGGAAUUGGGGGAGCGUGACCAUGGGGGUCACCAUCACCACCUCCACCACCACCUCCACCACCACCAUCAUCCUCAACUGCAUCAUCAGCACCGGCGCACUCUACUUUCUCCUCGACAGCGCCGGAUCACGAGGAGAGCUGAAAUAAAACUCUUGGCUGUGGCUUUCUGUCGUCGGUUUCUAUUCUGGGAAACUUUUUUCUUUCUCUUUCUUCUUUUUUUACGCUGAAUUAUUAACCACAACGCGCGAGGUAUGGAGAGCCCAACUUUCCUGGCGAGUCUCGUCCUGCUCUUCCUCGGAGGGGAUUUUUUUACCUGGGCAUUGCUGAGUGACAUUGGGGACUAUGUAGGUAAAGACAUUCAAAUAUCCUGGUUACCCAACCUGGAUGAGUUAAUGAAGGACUAUGCCAGAAAUUUUCGCCCUGGGAUAGGAGGUCCACCGGUGAACGUGUCCAUGGCCAUUGAGGUGGCCAGCAUUGACCACAUCUCGGAAGCCAACAUGGACUACACCAUGACCGUGUUCCUGCGCCAGAGCUGGCGCGACGACCGCCUGUCCUACAAUCACACCAACAAGACGCUGGGCCUGGACAGCCGAUUCGUGGACAAGCUGUGGGUGCCCGACACCUUCAUCGUCAACGCCAAAUCCGCUUGGUUCCACGAUGUCACCGUGGAGAACAAGCUCAUUCGCCUCCAGCCCAACGGAGUCAUUCUAUACAGCAGCCGAAUCACUUCCACGGUGGCGUGUGACAUGGACCUGACCAAGUAUCCCAUGGAUGAACAGGAGUGUAUGCUGGACCUGGAGAGCUACGGCUACUCCUCGGAGGACAUCGUGUACCACUGGUCAGAGAGUCAGAAAGAAAUCCACGGCCUGGACAAACUGGAGCUCUCCCAGUUCACCAUCACGGACUAUCGAUUCGUCACCGAGAUGAUGAACUUCAAAUCUGAGGACCGGCCCGGACCGGACCCCACCCAUCGCCUGCCGCUGCCUCGCCGCUGCCUGCCCUGA
Molecule: messenger RNA, 1084 nt
Organism: Pseudoliparis swirei
Lineage: Eukaryota; Metazoa; Chordata; Actinopteri; Perciformes; Liparidae
Product: gamma-aminobutyric acid receptor subunit delta-like
Exons: 7
Coding region: 332-1084 (250 amino acids)
Biological process (GO): signal transduction; nervous system process; chemical synaptic transmission
Cellular component (GO): synapse; GABA-A receptor complex; neuron projection
Molecular function (GO): GABA-A receptor activity; extracellular ligand-gated monoatomic ion channel activity; neurotransmitter receptor activity
Source: RefSeq, a predicted model, not a curated record